Messenger RNA from Frieseomelitta varia, 2043 nucleotides. RefSeq names its product BRCA1-associated protein. Gene Ontology annotation, molecular function: ubiquitin protein ligase activity; nucleic acid binding; zinc ion binding. Gene Ontology annotation, biological process: Ras protein signal transduction; protein ubiquitination. The transcript is spliced from 6 exons. The record is from RefSeq and is a predicted model, not a curated record. The coding region runs from base 462 to 2042 and encodes 526 amino acids. Gene Ontology annotation, cellular component: cytoplasm. NCBI's taxonomy places the organism in Eukaryota, Metazoa, Arthropoda, Insecta, Hymenoptera, Apidae.
AUUUUUUUUAGAGGUGGGAGUUACCCAUUUAAAAGAAUAGAUUUCAGCCGAUUGGUGAAUGAUAAACGAAACGAAAGAAAAAAAAAGUACACAAGAAAUUGUUAUCUUCGCGAUUCAUCGUACUCGUAAGCUUACAUGUAAUCAGACAUGUAAUCAAUCUACAAUAACUUUUGUGACAAUUAGAUAAAGGAGCAAUGAGCGGAAGAUAAAUUUAACCUAUUAAUGGGAAACUGUGACACCUUGUAAGGUCGUUGUCAGUUAAUUAUGGGGAUUGCUUAAAGGGUUAACAAAGUACUUGAGAACAGUGAGCACAAUGAUAAAUUUGUUUGUAAUAAUGCACAAUAAGUAUUAUUUUAUGGGAUGAGUUCUUCUCCUAUUUCGGUAUCUCUCUGCGUUAUUCGCGUCGAGAUUGUUGAUGAGGAUUCUGAAGAAUCUAAUGUGGAUUUCGUAAUCCAGGCGCAAUGGCUACCAAGAUGAGAGGUCGCAGAGAACCAACCAAAAUAAACAUGGAAAAUUGCACAAAUCUUACAGAGAAACAAGACUCUGUGCUUCCUUCUCAAGGGACUAGCAAAUCUAGCUCUACUUCUAGAGCUAAUUCUGAAGAAAAUACCUAUGAUGAUUCAGAGAUAGCUGGUGCAAGCGCUUGUGCCUGUGACCAAAUCAAUUUCAUCUCUGGAAAUCCAUUUGUCGAAGUGACCAAAGGAAUUAUACAUUUAUAUAAGGAAAACAAAUUAACAGAUAUACAUCACGCAGCAGAACGUACCCAAACUAUCUGCAUUCUCUCAGUUCCAGCUACAAUGACCUGUCAUGAUCUUUUAAGAUUUACAGCACCUUGCCAUCAAGAUGUUCGACAUUUUAGAAUACUUAGAGAUGGUAGUCCUAAUCAAUAUAUGGCGUUGAUUACCUUUAAAUCUGCUAAUGCAGCAACAGAAUUUUAUGGUUCUUUUAAUGGCACCCCGUACAAUUCUUUUGAACCAGACGUUAUUUGUCACAUGGUAUUUGUAUACAGUGUAGAAGUGACAUAUAAUGCUAUGCCGUUGUCUGGACACACGGAAUUGCCACUUUGUCCAGUUUGUUUAGAGAGAAUGGAUGAAAGUGUUGAUGGAAUUUUAACAAUUUUAUGUAAUCACACAUUUCAUGCAAGUUGUUUAGCUAAAUGGGGAGAUACCUCUUGUCCAGUUUGUAGAUAUGCUCAAACACCAGAAUCAUUUGCAGAUAGUUAUUGCAUGGAAUGCAAUACUGGAGAAAGCAACGAUGCUUUGUGGAUCUGUCUAAUAUGUGGACAUAUCGGUUGUUCGCGGUAUCACCAGGGGCAUGCAUUUCAACAUUAUCGCGAAACACAUCAUUGUUAUGCUAUGCAAUUAGGAAAUAACAGAGUCUGGGAUUAUGUUGGAGAUAAUUUUGUUCACCGAUUAUUGCAAAAUAAAGAUGGAAAAAUGGUUGAAGGUGGUCCUACAGCAACAAAAGCUGAAGGAGCUGCAAUGGAAGAAAAAGUAGAUUCCGUACAGUUGGAAUUUACAUAUCUCCUAACAUCACAAUUAGAAACUCAAAGACAGUAUUUUGAGGAUAGACUAGCACGAUUAGAACAGCAUUCUGUAUUACAGACUACAGAACUUAGAGAAAAGUUGGGUCAGGUAUCAGAAGAAAAUGCUAAAGUUAAGGAACAAUUAGCAAUAUUAAGUCGGGAGAAGCAAAAUGUGGAUAAACGACUGCAGCAAGUUAGUAAUAAAUUGAUACAAGUACAAGCAGAACUAACUGAAGAAAAAGAAUUAAGAAAGGCAUUAGAAUUAAAUCAAGUCUCUUGGCAAGAUAAAUAUAAAAUGUUACAAAAUGAAAUGACCGAGUACCAAAAAACAAAGCAAACAGAAGUAACAAAUUUAAAGGAACAAGUACAAGAUUUAAUGUUUUAUCUUGAUGCUCAAAACAAAGUCGAAAACUCUGAGUUACGAGAAGAAAUCGCAUCAGGUCGUAUAGUGAUUCCAGAGACUUCUAAUUCUGCUAAGAAGAACACUCGACCUUCUAAAUCUCGUAAAAAACGUUGAU